CUUAAUUCUCAUAAAUAUAUUCACACAGGAGAGAAACGAUAUCAGUGUGAUAUCUGUGGAAUGUCAUUCUUUCACAAGAGUAACCUUACUUCUCAUAAAUAUACUCACACAGGAGAGAAACGAUAUCGCUGUGAUAUUUGUGGCGAAACAUUCUCACAAUCUUCUAUCAAACAUAUUCAUAAACUUAUUCAUACUGGGGAGAAGCCACACCGUUGUGAUAUCUGUGGUAAAUCAUUCUCCAUACGAAAUAGUUUAAAAACUCACAAACGUAUCCACACAGGAGAGAAGCCAUAUCACUGUGAUAUCUGUGAUAAAUCAUUUUCUGUAGGAAGUAGUUUAAAAACUCACAAACUUAUUCAUACAGGUGAGAAGCCACAUGGCUGUGAUAUCUGCGGUAAAUCAUUCUUUGUAAGAAGAAAUUUAACUGUUCACAGACUUAUUCACACAGGAGGAGAGAAGCCACAAAUGCGACAUUUCUGUGACAUAUGUGGAAAAUCAUUCACAGGAGGCAAUAAGUUAGCUGAUCACAAACACAGUCAUACAGGAGGGAAAUCAUAUCCCUGUGAGAUCUGCGGUCAAUCAUUCUCUGCAAAAUAUAUGUUAGCCAUACACAGACGCAUUCACACAGGAGAGAGGCCACAUUGCUGUGAUAUCUGUGGUAAAUCUUUCUCUCAUAAAAGUAACUUUAAUAGACACAAAUACAUUCAUACAGGAGAGAAACCAUAUCAGUGUGAUAUCUGUGGAGAGUCAUUCCCUCGGAAAAGCACCCUUAUUUAUCACAAAUAUAUUCAUACAGGAGAGAAACCAUAUCAGUGUGAUAUCUGUGGAGAGUCAUUCCCUCGCAAAAGCACCCUUAUUUAUCACAAAUACAUUCACACAGGAGAGAAACCAUAUCAAUGUGAUAUAUGUAGCAGAAAUUUCUCUCAAAAAGGUAAUCUUACUGCUCACAAACUUAUUCAUACAGGAGAGAAGCGAUAUCAAUGUGAUAUCUGUAAUAGAUCUUUCUCUCAAAAAAGUAAUCUUAAUUCUCAUAAAUAUAUUCACACAGGAGAGAAGCGAUAUCAGUGUGAUAUCUGUGGAAUGUCAUUCUUUCACAAGAGUAACCUUACUUCUCAUAAAUAUACUCACACAGGAGAGAAACGAUAUCGCUGUGAUAUUUGUGGCGAAACAUUCUCACAAUCUUAUCAAAAACUUAUUCAUAAACUUAUUCAUACUGGGGAGAAGCCACACCGUUGUGAUAUCUGUGGUAAAUCAUUCUCCAUACGAAAUAGUUUAACAACUCACAAACGUAUUCACACAGGAGAGAAGCCAUAUCACUGUGAUAUCUGUGAUAAAUCAUUUUCUGUAGGAAGUAGUUUAAAAACUCACAAACUUAUUCAUACAGGGGAGAAGCCACAUGGCUGUGAUAUCUGUGGUAAAUCAUUCUCUGUAAGAAGAAAUUUAACUGUUCACAGACUUAUUCACACAGGAGGAGAGAAACCACAAAUGCGACAUUUCUGUGACAUAUGUGGAAAAUCAUUCACAGGAAGCAAUAAGUUAACUGAUCACAAACACAGUCAUACAGGAGGGAAACCAUAUCCCUGUGAGAUCUGCGGUCAAUCAUUCUCUGCAAAAUAUAUGUUAGCCAUACACAGAUGCAUUCACACAGGAGAGAGGCCACAUUGCUGUGAUAUCUGUGGUAAAUCUUUCUCUCAGAUCGGUAAUUUGAAUAGACACAAAUAUAUUCAUACAGGAGAGAAACCAUAUCAGUGUGAUAUCUGUGGUAAAUCAUUCUCUCAGAAGAGGUACUUAAAUAAACACAAAUGCAUUCAUACAGGGGAUAAACCAUAGCACUGUAGUAUCUGCAGUAAAUCAUUCCGUUUAAGAAAAUAUUUAAUUAAUUACAAGUCUGCUCAUACUGGAGAGAAACUAUGUGACUGUGAUGUCUGCAGCAAAUCAUUCUUUCCGGAAUAUGCUGUAUAUACUUAUAAACGUAUUCAUACAGGAGAGAAACUCUAUUGCUGUGAUACCUGAGGUAAAUCAUUCUCUGUGGAACAAUAUUGAACUCAUCACAAAUACAUUCAUACAGGAG
Messenger RNA from Octopus sinensis (East Asian common octopus), 2071 nucleotides. Its product is annotated as zinc finger protein 845-like. The record is from RefSeq and is a predicted model, not a curated record. Bases 61 to 1830 code for a protein of 589 amino acids. Lineage: Eukaryota; Metazoa; Mollusca; Cephalopoda; Octopoda; Octopodidae. The transcript has 2 exons.